CUUCCUUCAAAAGGGAGAAUCUUAAAAAUACUAUGUGUCGCUGUCACUGUCAGUGGCACGUACAGUGCAUAGAAAUUACAUUAAAAAUGCAUAAAAAGUUCGCAAAUUGUUGAUAUAUUAUAAGAUUUAUUGUUAAAAUUCAUUAGAAAUAUUCAUAAGAGAUGUCAUUUAAUGUAAAGGACGUAAUCCUCAAAGAGGAUAGACCUAAAACACUUCUGUUACAAAAACACUCUGAUUACUUGGCUACUUACGGACAAAACAAAGAUGAUUACGAGUUUUGUAUGACUGAAUAUCUUCGGAUGUCUGGAAUUUAUUGGAGUCUUACUGCUAUGGAACUAAUGGAUCAAUCCUCGAGAAUGCCUAAGGAAGAAAUAAUAGAAUUUAUCACAUCAUGUCAAGAUAAGGAGAGUGGAGGAAUAUCAGCCAGUAUUGGCCAUGAUCCCCACAUGCUGUACACAUUAAGUGCUGUUCAGGUGCUUGCUAUGUAUGACAGGCUGGAUGCCAUUGAUGUGGAUGGUGUAGUUAGAUACAUAUUAUCAUUACAACAGGAAGAUGGAAGCUUCUUUGGUGAUAUGUGGGGUGAAGUAGAUACAAGGUUUUCAUUCUGCGCUGUGAUGGCCCUUUCAUUAUUGCACAGACUGGAUGCCAUCAAUAUAAACAAAACUGUCGACUUUGUGCUGAGUUGCAUGAAUUUUGACAGUGGGUUUGGAUCUAAACCAGGCUCUGAGAGUCAUGCCGGGCUUAUUUACUGUUGCGUUGGCACACUUUCGAUAUGCAACCGCAUGGAUGCGCUGCGAGCCGAUGAACUCGCAUGGUGGCUAUGCGAGAGACAGCUGCCUAGUGGUGGACUCAAUGGACGACCGGAAAAACUGCCUGACUUAUGCUAUUCAUGGUGGGUGAUGUCCUCACUGUCAAUGUUGAACAGAAUCCACUGGGUAGACAAAAAAAGUCUAGAGCAAUUCAUUCUGGCUUGCCAAGACUCUGAAACGGGCGGUUUCAGCGACCGGCCGGGCGAUAUACCUGACCCAUUCCACACGCUAUUUGGUUUAGCGGGCCUGUCUCUGUUAGGCGACACGAGUAUCAAAUCAGUGAAUCCAACUUACUGUAUGCCUCAAGAAACCAUAGACAAAUUGAAGCUCCAACCUCAAGUGCUACAUAUAUAGUAGAAAAAUUGUACAAUUUAAUAAAUAUUAAUGUAAUUAACAUUGUAAAAUUAAUAUAUUUUAAGUAAAUACGAAUUACAGAUGUGUUUUUAUUAAUAAGUUAAUUUAUGUAAAAUAUUUGCUAUGAAGUCAUCAGAAUGAAGGCGCGGUUACACAUGGUCGUUAGCCCGAAUACGAG
Chilo suppressalis (striped riceborer) is the source of this 1341-nucleotide messenger RNA. The record is from the annotation of a GenBank genome assembly. NCBI's taxonomy places the organism in Eukaryota, Metazoa, Arthropoda, Insecta, Lepidoptera, Crambidae.